AUAAACCAUAUUGGUUCGAUAACAGUACAUCGCUGCUACAAUAUGCCUACAUCGGUGGCGUUAAAAAUAUUUCAUGCGAAGCUAUGGGUGAACCGCCACCAUCAUUUGCCUGGCUACACAAUGGCCAGUCGAUACGUGGCAGCAACUAUCGUGUCUUCUACGGUGACUACAGUUCAACGCUGCAGAUCCAUGUGCUGAACGAUACGCAUUUAGGCGAUUACAAGUGCAAGGUGGCCAACCCGCUGGGUACACUGGAACGUGUCAUUAAGCUGAGCAAAGGACAGAAACCGGCCGGGCCGUCACGUUUUCAAUUGAAACGAACAUUUACCGAUGGCUUUGAGCUGGACAUACGUUCGGUGAAGUAUAGCAAUGUCGAUGAUAACAUGAACACACUGGGCUAUCGGGUCGAGUAUAUGAGUGAUAGUGAGCUGAAAUUUAGUGCGGGUAAUUGGAGCUAUGCCAAACGAAGAGAUUUUCUCUUUCAUCGAGAUGGCCGCCGCUUUGUCAUUUCCGGCUUAAAGUCCAACACCACAUAUCUAAUGCGUGCCGCCUCACGCAAUCUGGCCGGCCUCAGCGAUUGGAGUGCGGUGAAAAUAUUCGCCACCUUGGAAAAUCUCGCCAGUCAUACGGUGACAUUUGUCAUCCGCCAUCUCGUCAUCGUUGUCGCCAUCGGUUCCCUGGCGAACGCUGUGCUGAGACAUUUUUAAUUUCCGUUUCCGUUAACUUGUCAAUUUAUCAUCGUUUUACGCUUAGGUUGAUGAUUACGCGC
Musca vetustissima is the source of this 769-nucleotide messenger RNA. Its product is annotated as fasciclin-2-like. The record is from RefSeq and is a predicted model, not a curated record. The annotation marks the transcript as partial. Gene Ontology annotation, molecular function: protein binding. The transcript is spliced from 2 exons. NCBI's taxonomy places the organism in Eukaryota, Metazoa, Arthropoda, Insecta, Diptera, Muscidae.